CUAAGGAUCAAUUAAUAUUGAAAAUUUUUAAUACAUAGUGAUUGUUAUUAUACCCCAGCUUUAAUAGAUCAUAUGAACUGCCUAUAUACUUAGUUCCUCAAUACAUACCGGCAUCGUCACCAACAAGGGCGAAACCUUUCUUAUGAGCUCUUUGGGUUGGGCACGACUAUAUUGAUAAACCAAUAUCGUUCUAAGAGGCUGAAUUCAUAAACCCGGUAUAAAGUCGGCGGAUAAACACCGGUAAAUUGCGGGGUUUGACAUCACCGCUGAAUUUCUGUUAACGCCCCACUCCCUGCCAAAGCGUCGAUGGCGAACACCUCAUUUACGUCCUAACUCAUCUUAUCCCACCAGGAAACAUUGCACAGGAUAGUGUUGGCCAUUCAAAAUGUCUACUACGGUGGAAAAGAUCAAGGAGAUCGAGGCCGAAAUGGCCCGAACUCAGAAGAAUAAAGCAACUUCAUUCCAUCUUGGCCAGUUGAAAGCAAAGCUGGCCAAGCUGAAGCGAGAACUGCUCACACCGUCCAGCAGCGGGGGAGGUGGUGGGGGUGCAGGCUUUGACGUUGCUAGAACAGGUGUUGCCAGUAUUGGUUUCAUCGGCUUUCCAUCUGUUGGUAAAAGUACUCUGAUGAGUAGACUCACUGGCCAGCACUCAGAAGCAGCAGCGUACGAGUUCACGACGCUGACAUCGGUCCCUGGUCAAGUUAUGUACAAUGGCGCUCCUCUACAGAUGAUUGAUCUUCCUGGUAUUAUUGAGGGUGCCAAAGAUGGAAGAGGCCGUGGUCGCCAGGUAAUUGCUGUCGCGAAAACGUGUCAUCUGAUUUUCAUCGUCUUGGAUGUAAACAAGCCUUUAACAGACAAGCGAGUUAUUGAAUCAGAGUUAGAGGGAUUCGGGAUUCGUAUCAACAAAGAGCCACCGAACAUUACCUUUAAGAAGAAGGAUAAAGGGGGUCUUAAUAUUACGAAUACCGUACCCUUAACACAUAUCGAUCAUGAUGAAAUCAAGGCGGUGAUGAACGAAUACCGUAUCAACUCUGCCGAUAUUGCUAUUCGCUGCGAUGCCACCGUUGACGACCUGAUCGACAUUCUGGAGGCCAGAAGUCGCAGUUACAUUCCCGUUAUUUAUGUGCUCAACAAGAUUGAUGCGAUAAGUAUCGAAGAGCUGGACCUCUUGUACCGCAUUCCCAAUGCAGUGCCUAUCAGCUCUGAGCACGGGUGGAAUGUUGAUGAGCUAAUGGAGGUCAUGUGGGAAAAGCUGAAGUUAGUACGGGUCUACACAAAACCAAAAGGCAAAAUGCCAGACUAUUCGGCACCUGUUGUCCUCCGUUCUACAAAGUGUACUGUUGAAGACUUUUGCAAUGCAAUCCAUAGGAGCAUCAUUGAGCAGUUUAAAACUGCAAUCGUCUACGGAAAAUCUGUGAAGCACCAACCGCAGCGUGUGGGGCUGUCUCAUGAGUUAGCCGAUGAAGACAUAGUAACAAUUAUGAAAAGAUGAUUCCUCUCAUGUCCAUGGAAUGUCUUCUUGCACAUUGGUCUUACGUAUGAGGGCACUUCUCAGUGAAAGCACUAUUCUGUCUCAUAGAUGGGCUUCCGUGAUAUCAUGCGACGCCGAGCCUUUGGAUCAGUUCUGGCCGCACACCACAUCUGUGCUAUAUGGACACAGUCUAGCCCACGGAAUUGUUCAUUUGUGCAAGGCUGGUGGCCGGCCUGCAUGAUCAAUAAUACGUUGUAAUUGUUUGUCGGUCCACGGGUCGGGAACGAGACCGCAGCCGAUUGCGGUACGCUACGGGCAGAUGGCAAGCAUCUGAUUUCUCGAUAGGGCACGAGCCAGGAUUCGCGCGAUAAAUUCCAUUAUCAUGAAAGCCUGCGUUGGUAAAAACUAGCUCUUGGUGCAUCAAUGAUUGGGUCAUCCUUCACGUCUAGUUGCUAUUCCAACCGCGAGGGGAUGAGUGAUAUGAUUACCUCACUACUUACAACUGAAUUGAAGCUGCUUAGGCUAGUCUAGGGGCGCAUGCCCUUGCUAAGAAGAAGCAUUGUGCACAUGCAUGCCUAAUAAAGACUGGGGCAGGGAGAGAGGGAUGAUCAAGUACAACACUAAGCGAUACUUAAAAGCAAACAAUAUGAUUAUCGUUGUUACUCCUAUUUGUAUUUGUUCGCAUGUUCCGACUUUGCUCUGUUCACCUUGUUGUAUAGUUGGUCUAUGG
Molecule: messenger RNA, 2201 nt
Organism: Xylaria bambusicola
Lineage: Eukaryota; Fungi; Ascomycota; Sordariomycetes; Xylariales; Xylariaceae
Product: P-loop containing nucleoside triphosphate hydrolase protein
Exons: 7
Coding region: 386-1492 (368 amino acids)
Biological process (GO): cytoplasmic translation
Cellular component (GO): cytoplasm
Molecular function (GO): GTPase activity; GTP binding
Source: RefSeq, a predicted model, not a curated record